Lactuca sativa (garden lettuce) is the source of this 1344-nucleotide messenger RNA. RefSeq names its product TraB family protein. Lineage: Eukaryota; Viridiplantae; Streptophyta; Magnoliopsida; Asterales; Asteraceae. The record is from RefSeq and is a predicted model, not a curated record.
GUUUCUACACGCCAACACAAGGAAAUUAUAUAUCUUCCCCAACCACCGUAACCAACCAACCAUUCGAAAUGGAACUCCUAAAAUCUCCAUUCCCAAUUUUCUCUCCGAACCCUAAUAAUUUCAGCAUAAUCCGACCCCCCACACAUUGUUUUCGGACGAAGGUUUCAAUAAAACCACCACCGCCGGAGUUCGACUUCAAGUCUGAAAUCCUAAGCGGAUCUAGAGCCAUAAUUGCUGAGAUGCACCCGGAAUUGCUCGAUUUAGCCGAUGAAGGAAGCUUAGUUGUAAUCAGAAAGAGUCAGUUUGGCCCUGUUCCGGCAUGGCGAACCGAGUUUGUGGAGCCUGAGGCUAUUUGGUUACUCGGUACGAAUCAUGUUUCUGAAAAAUCGGCUGUCGACGUAGAACGAGUUGUCCAGACUGUGAAACCUGACAAUGUCGUCGUCGAGCUUUGUAGAAGCAGAGCAGGAAUCAUGUACACAUCAACAGACACUGAGAUCGAACCACGGCUGAAGUCUAAUCCGUUUUCCUUAUCCGGUUCAGGGUUCUUUGGCGCCAUUAGUCGCAGCAUCAACCUAGGUGGUCAAACAGCUCUAGCACUACGUCUACUGUUAGCCACAUUCUCUUCCAAGAUUUCCUCAAACAUCAAUCGCCCUUUUGGUGACGAGUUUCGCGCUGCAAGAAAAGCAUCCGAAGAAAUUAGUGCGCAAGUGGUACUAGGAGAUCGGCCUAUUGAAAUAACACUCGAAAGGGCCUGGAACUCUCUCAAAUGGAAGGAAAAACUAAGCCUUGUCAUCUCAGUUCUUGGUGGAAUAACAUCAUCAUCGGAUCAAUCCAAGAUAAACUUCAAGGAAUCAACCACAGAUGACAGCAACUUUCAACUAUAUGAGCAAUUGAGUUUUUCAUAUCCCUCAUUGCUGCAACCUUUGAUCCAUGAACGUGACACUUAUAUUGCUUGGUCUUUAAAGCGAAGUAAAGCUGUAAGAGAUAGUAAGAGAGUUGUAGGGGUUAUUGGGAGAGGGCAUCUUAAUGGUGUGAUUUAUGCACUGAUUUCUGAUCUUGGAGACUUGAGGUUUCGUGAUCUUGUGGGAGAUAGGGCUUCUUCAGUCAAUGGAUCAUCAUCAUCAUCAUCAUGGGUUGAUACGAUUGUUAAGAACUUGAUCAGAGACACGAUUAUUGGUGUUGUGAUUUGGGUUUUAUAUGAGCAGAUAAAGAAUUGAUGUGACAUGAAACACAAUUGCACUUGAAAUUUGAAUAGUAUUUGGUAUAAUGGAAACAUUGAAAUGAAAAAGGAACUAUUUGUUUUUGUUUUGUUUGGAGGAAUAAAAUAAUUUGUUGUUGAAAAGA